AACGUGUGGCAUGUUUGAGGUGUAUCCAACAAAGACGUAAUAAACCCGAAUCAGAACGUAUGCAAUUCAAACGAAGAUUAUAUUCUGGUUCUAUGGCCUUGCUCUUUAAUUUUUGUCCUUGUCCGCCCAUAUUUUGAUAUUUGACUCCACGAUCAACAUCCUGCAAAUUGCACCAGCCUUGGAUUUGCUGACGUGUCGGCUUCAUCUGCUCAUGCUCGAGCAGAACCAGACAGCCCAACUGCCGACAUGGCUGUAAAUGUAUCUCAUGUAUACGUUUUACUUUUAUUUAUAAAUAAUUUCAUAUCCAAUGCCGCCACCGAUAGGAGAUUCUCCGACUUCAAACGAUGUGCCGACGAGGAAUGCAGUAUGCUCCUGUGCCGGGGGAAAGCAUCAAGUGAUUUCACUGGACCAGACUGUCGGUUCCUGUCUUUUAAAAAAGGAGAGACGGUAUAUGUCUACUAUAAACUCUCAGGCAGAAGGACAGAUAUAUGGGCGGGGUCUGUUGGUAACCGCUUUGGUUACUUCCAUAAAGACCAACUCGCAAUCAAUCACAUAUACACCGAAAAAGAAUUGGAGAUUCCUGCUCAGGAAACCGACUUUGUUUGUUUCGACACCGGACACGAUAAGUUUGACAGUUAUGACAUUGAGUCACUGUUAGUCUCCUCCUUAUUGUUAACGGACCAAGACAAGUCUGUACAAGGAACCACAGAGACUUUAGACCAAAACAAAAGUGCAGAGAGCACCACAGUGGAAGUGGAUGUUCCUCCACCUGAAGUGACUCUGUUAGAAAACGAUGAGAUUGAUAGGGAUGUUCCUGAGGACAUUGAUAAGGUUUUAGAGGAGUUUCCAGAGGAUAAAGAUCCAGGCCAUUUUGAUCCUUUAGAGUCCUCUCUACCUCAGCCUGAAACUGUAAUUGAAACUCUUGAUGCAAAAGGAGUUGAAUCUAACACAGUAGUCGAGCCCACAGCUGAGAGGAUCAAAGAUGACCUUCAGAAAUAUCAGCUGAGGGCCGAGGACUCUGUGCCGGACAGUGUUGUUGAACCAGAGCAAGGUGAGACUAAAGAAAGCCUUUCAGAACCUCUAUCCAAAUAUGAUCCUGAGUUGGAGAAUGCGCCAGAUGGUUUUUCAGAAGGCAGACCUGUCCCUGAGUUGAAAACUACACUUGGAACAACUUUUGAUGCUGUCACCUCCGAUGACGAGGAAACUAGGAAGGUGACUCCAUAUGACGAGGAGGACGAGGGAAGUGAAGAGUUUGAAUAUCAGCAGGAUGAGAAGAGUGAUUAUCAUCUUAGGGAAACUCCAUUGCUGGCUUUUUCUGAAGAACAUUCUAAUUUAGAACACGAAGACAUUCCGGAAUCUGAUCAGACAGAUGAGGAAGAGAGUCCACCAGAGACAGCUGAAAAACAGGAUUCCAAGGACAAGAACCGGUGGUCUUCAUUAGGUGAUACAGAUUUUAACAUUGUCAGUGGUGGGGAAAGAACAGCUCAUGUUACAGGUUCAGAGGAAGAGGACGACGAGGAUGACGAAGGUGAGAUUGCACCAGAGGAGCCUCCCAAAAUUGAAGAACCCAAGGAGAAUAUACAGCUGCUAGUCAACGACCCAAAGCAGAAGCCAGAGAUAACAGAACAGCCACAUGAGGUCAUCUUUGAGGAACCUGUAGUUUCUCAUUUCCUCGAGGAGGCUGUCAAAAUGCCUGAUGUGGAUUCCCAGACUUUGCUGUUUGAGGAUGAACCUGAAGGUGACAUUGAACCUUUAAUACCACCUGCUGAUGAGGUGAUUCCUUUUGAACAUACUGAGGCUUUAGCAGAGAAUCUUACAGUAAAUGAAAGCCCCGUCCCUAAACACAUCUCACAGACAGAACUGCUCUCAGACUUUGAUAGUAAUACUAUCGACUCAGAACAGACGCAAGCUGUUGAAGAACUCCCCAUACAAAAAGAACCCAAGGAGAAUAUACAGCUGCUAGCCAACGACCCAAAGCAGGAGCCAGAGGUAACAGAACAGCCACAUGAGGUCAUCUUUGAGGAACCUAUAGACUCUGAUUUCCAUGAGGCUGUCAAAAUGCCUGAUAUGGAUUCCCAGACUUUGCAGUUGGAGGAUGAACCUGAAGAAGGUGACAUUGAACCUUCAAUACCGCCUGCUGAUGAGGUGAUUCCUUUUGAACAUACUGAGGAGGCUUUAGCAGAGAAUCUUACAGUAAAUGAAAGCACAGUCCCUAAACACGUCUCACAGACAGAACUGCUCUCAGACUUUGAUAGUAAAACUAACGUAUCAGAGCAGAAGCAAGCUAUUGAACUCCCUAUACAAAAAGAGUCAAGAGAUUUCUCACAAGUAGAGAAUAAAUUGAAACCGGGUGGUAGAGAGCUUUUCAGACGAUUUAGAGGACCUAACAUCCCAGAUCCAACUAAAAACACAAUGUUUAAAGAGAGGCAUGAAGAACUCCCUGUAGACAAGGAGGAUUUGAUAGACCCAGAGAACCUGGAGAUUGAAGAAGAAUUGCUAGAGGAUGAAAAUGCAGCAUUGUCUUCUUCAUCCAAAACCGAGCACACUGAUAAGGACAAAGAAAGUAGAUCGGAAUUUGGGUCAGAGCAAUCCAAUAAUGCUACAGAAACCGAGGUUGUAUCUAGUGAUGAGUUGGAUGUUGUCCAAAUUGAGGAGGCUAUUGACAUAGAACCUGAGGAGCAUGAUAUAGAAGAUUCAGAAAGCGCAGGCUUGGAUCAAACACAUACACCCUCACUUGAAGACAAAGUUCCGGAUCCCAUUUCAGGCCAAGAGCCAGAAUACAGUGAUAAUGUGUUGAGGCUGACGCUACUGCGCUACCACUUCAAGAAAGAGGAUAUGGAGCGCUUCCAGAAGAUUCUGGGUCUUCAGAACCUCUUCAGGGUGGAGUUAUUGUUCUCUGACCUGGAGCAGGAGCUGAAUGCUGCUCUGAUGUCACAGACAAACACCAGUGAGGACAUUGAAAAGGUGCUGGAGGCCAUUUUGGAGGCCUCUGAGACCCCAAUCCUGGAUGAGAUUGAGAGGAUGCUGGAUGCCUGGGAGAAUGCUGACGGACAGCAGGAGACUGAUGAGUUUGAUGAGGAAGCCACCAUCUUGGACAACUUCCAAGAGUUGGCGUUCACCCUGCAUCAGAAGUACUCAACGACCAGCGACAGUGCUCCCUUGGAAGAGGGCAGUCAACUACACCCUGACACCGAUGGGGACGUGUCUGAUGCAGAGGAAGAAAAGACGUUCCCGCACUCUGUGGGGGACAUAAACGAGGACAACCUCACUGUGACGGAGACGAGUGAAGAGACUAAGGCACCUGAGGAGAAGCCGGACCAUGAAGGCCACAACAGACCAGAUCUGGAUAUGGGUCUUGAGGAGGAUGUGGGGCAUUUUAACAGAAACCAAGACAAUCAGCCAGAAGAAAUCCAGAGGGGCCCUCAAGCUAUUUUGGAAAAUACCUUGGACAUGGGACUUGUUGACAUGGAGCACCCUUCCUCAGGCUCUUUGGAGUCGCCUCCUGUUUCUGAUUUCCAGGAAGAGGAGCAGAAUGGUUCAUCAUUUGUAUCGGUGUUAAUUUUCUCUGGUAGUCUAGUCACCCUGGUUUAUGAGUACCUUGGAAUAUAUGCUGUUAUGAUGGUCACCUGCCUGCCAGAGGAAUGGAAGCCAGGUCCGGACUUUUACGGCGUGUCCUGGGAACCCGUCCUGGCCACUGCAGGCGCCGGGGUCAUCGGCUUCCUCUUCCUCUUCUGGAAGAGCGUUCUAUCUGUCAAAAGGAAGUCCUAUCUAACUACUGAAAAAGAGAUGGCAGACAGGAUGAAAGCAUUUGAACAAGAGAAGGAGGAGAUACUCCUAAAGGUUGCUGAACUGAAACAACAGGGUGAAGAACUCAAAGUAAAGAAAAAGCUGUCUGAGAAAUCUGCUACCUCAUCUCUGGAAAAGAUCCAAGAAUUAAAAAGUCUUGUGCAAGAGAUGGAGAGACAAAAUGAGUGCCUAGAUGAGGAAAAAAACUUGCUCGCCAGAUCCUUUGACGAAGAGCGGACAAAGACGGCGAAACAUCAAGAUAUGAUGUCAGAAAUGGACAAAACUAUUGAGAAGUUGAAGCGGAGCAGAAAGAAGACUCAGGAGGCUCUCUCAAAGGCUACCGUUCUGAUGGAUGAAGCCAAGCUCCGCGAAGAUGCACGGAACGUCCAGCACCAGGUUCUGGAGAAGGAUAUCGCCACCCUGAGAGAGGAGAACAUCUCGCUGCACCACGCUGCCAAUUCAUGGGAGGAGAAGCACAGGGAGUUGAGCGAGCAGAUCAAAGUCUACCAGAAGUCCCAGAAAGACCUGGAGGACUCCCUUGCUCAGAAGGACCACAACGUUGAGGUUUUGUCUGACCUCCUGAGAGACCUCGAGGCCUGCGACGACCUGAAAGGAGGCGUCGUGGCUAACGGGGAAGCCGCUAACGACAAGCAGACCGUCAUCCGAAACCGCAUUAAGCAAAUGAUGGAUGUCACUCGGGUCCAGACCACUCUGUCUGUCGUGGAGGAAGAACGCGAUCGCUUCAUGACCAAGCUGCUGAACGAAGAGAAAGCCAGGAAAGAGCUGGAAGAACAAUACCAGAAGCUGGAGCAUGACAUCUUGUUGGUGAAAAGUGAUAAGAACCACCUGGAGAACCAGUACAAGACCCUGCAGCAGAAGAACGAGAUCAUCACAGAGAUGUACCAGCAGAAGGAGAACGCCUUGCAGCAGAAGCUAACCAAGGAGGAGUUUGAGCGUCGCAACAACGAGGACAGGCUGACUGAGGUCGACGGCAAAGCCCUAGAGGCCGAGGAGGAGGUCAAGGUGUGCAGGCAGCGUAUCAAGGAGAUCCAGGAUGAGCUGAAACAGACUGAAAAGUCCUACAAAGCCCAGAUCAUUGAGCAGGAGCAGAAAUCCCAUGAGAACUGGGUUAUUGCACGCGCCGCAGAGCGAGCUCUGUUGGACGAGAAAAAGGAAUCAACUAACCUCCGUAUCAAACUGACGGAGAUGUCCAGCAAGCUGAAUGAGCUCCGUAGGCCUCUAUUCAAACCCACCCCUGGGAUGGCUCCCAUGCCUCUCCGACGAGGUGACUCGUACGGGCCCUCGCCCGUGAGCGGAGGUGCCCCGUCCCCCCCUCUCAUGAUGGAGGGUCCUGGGCGACCCCCCUCUGCCCCUGUGGGGAGAAGGAACGAGCCCUACGGACCGCGACCUCCAUCUGACCCUCACGGUCGUUACCCCCCUGACCACAAACACCCAGUGGCUGCUAGACCUGACACCAUUGCACCACGUACAUCCUCUCCAAGCAGUCUGGAAAGCUCGAACUCAGGACCUCGGGGCCCUGGCUCCCUCCUGGUCUCUCCUAUCAGCUCCCCCCCCGACUCAGGCCCCGGCCCCCUCAGACCAGUUAUCAGCCAUCCCUCCGGACUCUGCUACCGUCCUCCUCCUGGGCCCCACCACAUCCCUCCUCCCCCACCCUUCAUGCCUCCCAUGUACCGACCAGCCAACGGACCUAACGGACAGCCAGGCAUGAUGCCUCCCGGACCCCCACCACCUAAUGGACACCCACCUGGUCCCAUGAUGCCACCCGGACAGCGGCCUCCACCUCCUGGUGCCUACGGCCCCCCACACCACCGGGGCCCUCCUCCACCUCACUAUGGACCAGUGCCUCCCCCAUUCGGUGUUCGCGGCGGCCCCCCUAUGGCCCGACCCAUGGGACCACCACGUCCCUACAUGCACUACGGACCACGUGAUCACUCCAUCCCACCCCAGCACCUGCCCCCAGGAGCGGCCCCAUACCCUCCUCACGGCGGCCCCAGAGACUUCCCCGGGCAGCCCCCCAUGCAGCAGGCCCCCCAUGGGCAUGACUCUUCUGUGGGUCCCCAGGGGCAAGACUACAGCUCCCAGCAGGCAGCAGCUACCACCCAGCCCCAGGACUCAGUCAGCUCCUCCAUGGUAGAGCCUUAGACACCCACCAACUAUGUCAGAGGGCUUGGAUACCACCUGCUACCAUUAACAAACCCAGCUAUGUCUAAUCAACCACGAUUUCUCUUUAUUUUUCCCUUUUCCUUUAGAUUUAAUUUGGAUAGAUAUAUAUUAGUGCCAGUCAAAAGUUUGGACACCUACUCAUUCAAGGGUUUCUUUAUUUUUACUAUUUUCUACAUUGUAGAAUAGUAAAUACAUCAAAACAAUGAAAUAUCACAUAUGGAAUCAAGUAGUAACCAAUAAAGUGUAAAACAAAUCAAAAUAUAUUUUAGAUUCUUCAAAGUAGACACCCGUUGCCUUGAUGACAGCUUUGCACACUCUUGGAAUUCUCUCAACCAACUUCAUGAGGAAUGCUUUUCCAACAGUCUUGAAGGAGUUCCCACAUAUGCUGAGCACUUGUUGGCUGCUUUUCCUUCACUCUGCAGUCCAACUCAUCCAAAACCAUCCCAAUUGGGUUGAGGUCAGGUGAUUGUGGAGGCCAGGUCAUCUGAUGCAGCACUCCAUCACUCUCCUCCUUGGUCAAAUUGCCCUUACACAGCCUGGAGGUGUGUGUUGGGUCAUUGUCCUGUUGAAAAACAAAUGAUAGUCCCACUAAGCCUAAACCAGAUGGGAUGGCAUAUCGCUGCAGAAUGCUGUGGUAGCCAUGCUGGUUAAGUGUGCCUUGAAUUCUAAAUAAAUCGGACGGUGUCACCAGCAAAGCAACCCCACACCACCACCUCCAUGCUUCACAGUGGAAACCAUGCAUGCAGUGAUCAUCCAUUCACUUACUCUGCGUCUCAAAGACAGUGGUUGGAACCAAAGAUCUAAAAUUUGGACUCAUCAGACCAAAGGACAGAGUUCCACCGGUCUAAUGUCUAUUGCACGUAUUUCUUGGCUCAAACAAGUCUCGUCUUAUUGGUGUCCUUUAGUAGUGGUUUCUUUGCAGCAACUCAACCAUGAAGGCCUAAUUCAUGCUGUCUCCACUGAACAGUUGUUGAGCUGUGUCUGUUACUUGAACUCUGAAGCAUUUAUUUGGGCUGCAAUUUCUGAGGCUGGCAACUCUAAUGAACUUAGCCUCUGCAGCAGAGGUAACUCUGGGUCUUCCUUUCUUGUGGCAGUCUUCAUGAGAGUCAGUUUCAUCAUAGCGCUUGAGGGUUUUUGCGACUGCACUUGAAGACACUUUCAAAGUUCUUGAAAUGUUCCGCAUUGACUGACCUUCAUGUCUUAAAGUAAUGGACUGUUGUUUCUCUUUGCUUAUUUGUGCUGUUUUUGCCAUAAUAUGGACUUGGUCUUUUACCAAAUAGGGCUAUAUUCUGUGUACCACCUCUACCUUGUCACAACACAACUGAUUGGCUCAAACGCAUUAAGAAGGAAAUGCCACAAAUUAACUUUUAACAAGGCGCACCUGUUUAUUGAAGGCAUUCCAGGUAACUACCACAUGAAGCUGGUUGAGAGAAUGCCAAGAAUGUGCAAAGCUAUCAUCAAGGCAACGGGUGGCUAAUUUGAAGAAUAUAAAAUAUACAUGAUUCCAUAUGUUAUUUCACAGUUUUGAUGUCUUCACUAUUAUUCUACAGUGUAAAAAAUAUAAUUCCCUGGAAUGAGUAGGUGUGUCCACACUUUUGAGUAUUAAAGUUUACCAAGUUAUUUCAUAUCCCAUUACUACAUGACCAAAAGUAUGUGGGGACACCUGCUCGUCAAACAUUUAAUUUCUAAAUCAUUGGCAUCGCCCUUCGCUGCUAUAACAGCCUCCACUCUUCUGGGAAGGCUUUCCACUAGAUGUUGGAACAUUGCGGCAGGGACUUGCUUCCAUUCAGCCACGAGCAUUAGUGAGGUCGGGCGCUGAUGUUUGGCGAUUAGGCCAGGCUCGCAGUCGGCGGUCCAAUUCAUCCCAAAUGUGUUCGAAGGGGCUGAGGUCUGGGCUCUGUGCCGGCCAGUCAAGUUCUUCCACACCGAUCUUGACAAACCAUUUCUUUAUGGACCUCGCUUUGUGCAUGGGGGCAUUGUCAUGCUGAAACAAGAAAGGGCCUUCCCCAAACUGUUGCCACAGAAUUGUCUAGAAUGUCAUUGUAUGCUGUAGCGUUAAGAUUUCCCUUCACUGGCACUAGCCCCGACCAUUAUUCCUCCUCCACCAAACUUUACAGUUGAGACUGCAUUCGGGCAGGAAGCGUUCUCCUGGCAUCCGCCAAACCCAGAUUUGUCUGUCGAACUGCCAGAUGGUGAAGCGGCAUUCAUUAUUCCAGAGAACGCAUUUCCACUGCAGGCAAGCUUUACACCACUCCAGCUGACGCUUGGCAUUGCACAUGGUGAUCUUAGGCUUGGGUGCGGCUGCUCGGCAAUGGAAACCCAUUUUCAUGAAGCUCCCGACGAAUAGGUAUUGUGCUGAUGUUGUUUCCAGAUGCAGUUUGGAACUCUGUAGUGAGUGUUGCAACCGAGGGCAGAAUUUUUACGGGCUUCAGCACUCGGUGGUAUCGUUCUGUGAGCUUGUGUGGCCUACCACUGCGGCUGAGCCUUAGUUGCUCCUAGACGUUUCCACUUCACAAUAACAACACCUACAGUUGACCGGGGCAGCUCUACCAGGGCAGAAAUUUGAUUUGUUGGAAAGGUGGCAUCAAACUCAGCAAAAAAAGAAACGUCCUCACUGUCAACUGCAUUUAUUUUCAGCAAACUUAACGUGUAAAUAUUUGUAUGAAUAUAAGAUUCAACAACUGAGACAUAAACUGAACAAGUUCCACAGAUGUGACUAACAAAUUGAAUAAUGUGUCCCUGAACAAAGGGGGGUCAAAAUCAAAAGUAACUGUCAGUAUCUGGUGUGGCCACCAGCUGCAUUAAGUACUGCAGUGCAUCUCCUCCUCAUGGACUGCACCAGAUUUGCUAGUUCUUGCUGUGAGAUGUUACUCCACUCUACCACCAAGGUUCCUGGACAUUUCUGGGGGGAAUGGCCCUAGCCUUCACCCUCUGAUCCAACAGGUUUCAGAUGUGCUCAAUGGGAUUGAGAUCCGGGCUCUUUGCUGGCCAUGGCAGAACACUGACAUUCCUGUCUUGCAGGAAAUCACGCACAGGAUGAGCAGUAUGGCUGGUGGCAUUGUCAUGCUGGGGGGUCAUGUCAGGAUGAGCCUGCAGGAAGGGUACCACAUGAGGGAGGAGGAUGUCUUCCGUGUAACGCACAGAGUUGAGAUUGCCUACAAUGACAACAAGCUCAGUUUGAUGUUGCUGUGACACACCACCCCAGACCAUGACGGACCCUCCACCUCCAAAUUGAUCCCGCUCCAGAGUACAGGCCUCGGUGUAACGCUCAUUCCUUCGGCGAUAAAUGCGAAUCCGACCAUCAGCCCUGGUGAGACAAAACCACAACUCGUCAGUGAAGAGCACUUUUUGCCAGUCCUGUCUGGUCCAGCGACAGUGGGUUUGUGCCCCAUAGGCGGUGCCGGUGAUGUCUGGUGAGGACCUGCUUUACAACAGGCCUACAAGCCCUCAGUCCAGCCUAUUGCGGACAGUCUGAGCACUGAUGGAGGGAUUGUGCGUUCCUGGUGUAACUCGGGCAGUUGUUGUACCUGUCCCGCAUGUGUGAUGUUCGGACGUACUGAUCCUGUGCAGGUGUUACACGUGGUCUGCCACUGAGGACGAUCAGCUGUCCGCCCUGUCUCCCUGUAGCGCUGUCUUAGGCGUCUCACAGUACGGACAUUGCAAUUUAUUGCCCUGGCCACAUUUGCAGCAUGCCUGAGGCACGUUCACGCAGAUGAGCAGGGACCCUGGGCAUCUUUCUUUUUUGUGUUUUUCAGAGUCAGCAGAAAGGCCUCUUCAGUGUCCUAAGUUUUCAUAACUGUGACCUUAAUUGCCUACCGUCUGUAAGCUGUUAGUGUCUUAACGACUGUUCCACAGGUGCAUUAAUUAUUUAUGGUUCAUUGAGCAAGCAUGGGAAACAGUGUUUAAACCCUUUACAUUGAAGAUCUGUGAAGUUAUUUUGAUUUUUACGACUUAUUUUUGAGACAGGGUCAUGAAAAAGGCACGUUUCUUUUUUUUGCUGAGUUUAUAUCCUAUGACUGAGUCACUGAGCUCUUCAGUAAGGCCAUUCUACUGCCAAUGUUUGGCUAUGGAGAUUGCAUGGCUGUGUGCUCGAUUGUAUACACCUGUCAGCAACGGGUGUGACUGAAAUCCACAAAUUUUAAAGGGGUGUCCACAUACUUUUGUGUGUGUUAUAUAUAUAUAUAUAUAUAUAUUUGCAAAUGGAAGCAUCUAAAAAGCUAGUUUUCCUAUUAAAGCAUCAGAAAAUCUGUCUUAUGUUCUGUGUCUGAAAUGUAAAUGACUGUCUGCCACCAUGCAAGAAGGCUUAUUGUGCAAUAACAUUUCUAUUGUAUGCCUGAAAAUUACGUUUUUAUUUUGUAAGGUAAAAAAAAGGGUAUUACAUUGAUUUUGUAUUAAUUUCACAAUGUUAUGGUUUCCUGUGGAAAUGAUUUAAAAUAAAGGGGCGGGCUUAACAAGUCUUUGUUGCUUGAUUGAUCAUUUCAGAAGUAAAGUAUUAUUUUACCACUCCCUAAAGCUGUCGCUUAAAAAUUAACUGGGAAGGAAAACUUUUAAAAUUGACCUUUCGCUAAACCCCGCCCCGUUUUGGGCAACUAAUAGCCUCGGACAAGCUCGCGUCACGUUUAAAUCGCAUAAAAGCCAGUGAGGGCUAUUGCAAAAACGGAGUUUUCUUAAGCUAACUAUUUGCACAGGGCACCAGGACUACUUGCUACUGUGAUUCCUGAAAUUCUCUAAUUAUACAUUUUACAUUGUUUGCUAGCUCAGCUGGUUAGCUAGCGCUGUCUCAUUGACCAGCAAUUGUUGGGAUUUUAUUAAGAAACAUUUUGGAAAUAAUGAGGUUUAGCCAUAAUUAUGACUUUGGCUGUGGUAACUAGCGAUGACCAUUUAAUAAGUUAUUUUCUCAAUGAAUGUUGGAAUUGAGCUUCCCUGGAAAAUGUCUGAGGUUGCAACAGUAACCAAGGGGGGUGGGGCUUAGUGAAGGGUCAAUUGAAGGUCAGAUGUAUAACUUAUGUUAGUAUAUUUUAUGAAUAAAGCUGGUCAAAUCGACUACAGUUAUGUAAUCCAUUGUUCAUAUGAAACAUGAAGACUCUUGAAACCCAUUAUAGUUAAAGCACUGUCAAACAUUUCCCUUCAAUGUAUGUGUUUCGUAUGGCUAGCUAUAUCAUGUGUAAAGCCAUGUAGAUCUAACACCUUCAUAUUACCUUUCACAUUUGUAAUUUGUUACAUUUCAGGGAUACUUUACAUUUCUUUUAAAUUAAAACCAAUUUUUUUGUACAUGAUUAAAGACAAUGCAAAUACUA
This is a messenger RNA of Salvelinus fontinalis (brook trout), 11267 nucleotides long. It is a transcript of the gene mia3, whose product is annotated as MIA SH3 domain ER export factor 3. Lineage: Eukaryota; Metazoa; Chordata; Actinopteri; Salmoniformes; Salmonidae. Gene Ontology annotation, biological process: protein secretion; endoplasmic reticulum to Golgi vesicle-mediated transport; vesicle cargo loading. Gene Ontology annotation, molecular function: protein binding. The record is from RefSeq and is a predicted model, not a curated record. Gene Ontology annotation, cellular component: endoplasmic reticulum exit site; endoplasmic reticulum membrane. Bases 247 to 5949 code for a protein of 1900 amino acids. The transcript has 26 exons.